AGUGAGUAAAUAGAGGAGUGAAUGUAGGAGUGAAUGUAGGAGUGAGUAAAUAAAGGAGUGAAUGUAGGAGUGAGUAAGAAUGCGUUUGGGGGUUUUAGUAUCAGUGGUGUUAGCUGCAGCUCUCUCAUAUUCUGUGUAUCUUCCGUUACCGGCUACUGUAGCGGAACCGUGUAAACUCAUGCUGCUGGACUCGGUGUUCCGCACUAUGUUCUAUGUGGGAAAGUUGGUCCAAGAUCUCGGCCUGAGCCAGCAAAUCCAAGUCCUGAACUACAUGGCGUUGUUUAUCGAACUGCGGGCACCACAUUCCACAGAAUCCGUGCGGGUCACCGACACUACCUUCUCAGGGGUACAGGCCCGAGUGUUCGAGUCCGUUGCGCCCGGACCUCAGCGACUGAAACGAGGAGUGAUCUACUUCCAUGGAGGCGGGUGGGCCCUGGGCAGCGGAAGAAUGCGAUCCUAUGACCUCCUGUGCAGGAAGAUGGCUGAAGACCUGGACGCAGUCGUUAUAUCAGUAGAUUACCGCCUGGCUCCAGACGCUCGAUUCCCGGAGCCCUACGAAGACGCGCUGGGGGCCUGCAGGCACAUCCUGAGCGCGGAGGUGUUGGAGAGAUACUCCGUGGAUCCGCACCGGGUGGCCGUGUCGGGUGACAGCGCCGGGGGGAACCUGGCGGCCGCCGUGGCUCAGGAGCUGGCCUUCGACGACAGCAUCCCGGUCAAGUUCAAGCUCCAGGCUCUGAUUUACCCCGUGCUCCAGGCGCUCGACUUCAACACGCCGUCGUACCAGCAGAACGGCCACGUCCCCAUCCUCUACCGCACCCACAUGGUCCGCUUCUGGAUCGAGUACCUGAGCGGAGACCAGAGCUUACUUCCCUCCCUCCUGGCUAACAACCACACGUCCUCGGAGAGCCGGGAAGCGGCGUCGGCCAAAGCCAAGCUGAACUGGACGCGUCUCCUGGCUCCGAACUUCACCAAGCACUAUAAGCCCGUGAUUCGACGUCGCGGCGACACGCGGAUCCUGGAGCGGCUCCCGGGGUUUCUGGACGUCCGGUCGUCUCCGUUAUUAGCCGAGGCCGAGGUUUUGAGAAGGGUGCCGCCGGCGUACAUCAUGACCUGCGAGCACGACGUGCUGCGGGACGACGGGCUCAUGUACGCGCGCCGCCUGGAGGAGGCCGGGGUGCCCGUGACCAGCGAUCAUUAUGAGCAGGGUUUCCACGGCAUCAUGGUUUUUGGAUUUUUUCCCGCUUGUUUCUCGGUAGGGAAGCAAAGUUUGAGGAACUACAUUCACUGGUUGGAGGAGAACCUGUGAGGAACGUUUUGGCGUAGGACGCCGUUUCUGUGGUCCACAUGUUUUGAUGAAUGUCUGUGCAAGAUUAUUAUUAGAGUUGUUGUGAAAUGUGCAAUGACAGGACGGGUACAGCACGAUCUGUACCGUGUUAGUGUCAAAAUAGAUCGCUGGAAGCCACAGCACUGCGGCGGUAAUGUUUUCCAUUCGGUGAAGUGUACCUGGCAUGGCGGCGCAUUAUCAGGCUUGGUUUGUUCCAGCAGGCAGUACAUGACACACAUACAGUCAGCUCCAGAAGAAAUAAUCUAAAAGACUUCUCCUAUAAUACUUGAUAAGAUUCAAGAAUAGACUCAAGAAUCAGCCUAGCCAUUGUGAGGUGCACUUAUCAGUGCAGGUCCCAAGCCCGGAUAAACUAGCAGGGUCGCGUCAGGAAGGCAUCCAGCUAAAAACCAUACCAAUUCAGGUACGCAGACCAGAUCCGCCUGGCGAUCCCUAAAUACCCUAAAUAAUCAGUGCACUCUCAGUGCAGGUCCCAAGCCCGGAUAAACUAGGAGGGUUGCGUCAGGGCAUCCAGCAUAAAAACGGUACCAAUUCAAGUACGCAGACCAGAUCCGCCUGCCGAUCCCUAAAUACCCAAAAUAAUCAGUGCACUGAUUGUACAAAUUCAAGUUAAAUAAAAAAAAAAUGUCCCAACUUUUAAGACAGGAGAAGUUCACUCAUUGGUGGGUUAGUUUGUGUAGAAUGCGUUAUUAUAAAUAAAAAAAAUAAUGCAGAAAUCAACCGUACUGUUAUGAUUCCCAAUGAUACGAGUCUAUGCAAUACGUGCACUGAACGUUACAGGUAGAAAACUGAACACUGUGCCUCUGAACUCUGACAUACUUGAAAUCUAUAUUUUAAAAAGCCGGUUUGUAUCUUAUCCUACUGUGAAUGAAAUGUAUUUGUGUAUGAAUGUAUAGCUAAUAUAAUCUGUUUGGAAUUCGAUGAUUAUUUAACAGUACUCGUACUGUGUGAAGAAAUAUUUAUGUGA
Messenger RNA from Trichomycterus rosablanca, 2309 nucleotides. Its product is annotated as neutral cholesterol ester hydrolase 1. Gene Ontology annotation, molecular function: serine hydrolase activity; carboxylic ester hydrolase activity. The coding region runs from base 80 to 1306 and encodes 408 amino acids. The record is from RefSeq and is a predicted model, not a curated record. Gene Ontology annotation, cellular component: membrane. Lineage: Eukaryota; Metazoa; Chordata; Actinopteri; Siluriformes; Trichomycteridae. The transcript has 5 exons.